Messenger RNA from Laccaria bicolor S238N-H82, 849 nucleotides. RefSeq lists its product as uncharacterized. NCBI's taxonomy places the organism in Eukaryota, Fungi, Basidiomycota, Agaricomycetes, Agaricales, Hydnangiaceae. The record is from RefSeq and is a predicted model, not a curated record. Gene Ontology annotation, cellular component: membrane; endoplasmic reticulum; dehydrodolichyl diphosphate synthase complex. The coding region runs from base 1 to 849 and encodes 282 amino acids. The transcript has 7 exons. Gene Ontology annotation, molecular function: ditrans,polycis-polyprenyl diphosphate synthase [(2E,6E)-farnesyl diphosphate specific] activity.
AUGACCGUCAUCCUACGUGGCCUCGCCUGGCUGCGCGACUCAAUUGCCAACCAAGCCGAGCGAUUCUUCCUCAGAGUCCUCGCAGCGGGCCCGGUGCCCAGACAUGUCGCUUUCGUUAUGGAUGGAAACCGCAGAUACGCUAGAAAGCAGCAGAAGCAGGUACAAGAGGGGCAUGUGGACGGGUAUGUUGCUUUACGGCGGAUGUUGGAGGUCUGUCUGCGUUUAAAUGUCCAGUGCGUCAGCGCGUACGCGUUUUCGAUUGAGAACUUUAAACGCUCCGAAGAUGAAGUGGAGGCGUUAAUGAAGCUAGCGGAAGAAAAGCUGCUGGAGCUUUGUGAACAUGGGGACAUUCUUGAUGAAUACGGUGUCAGACUCAAUGUUUUGGGUAGAACGAGUCUCCUGCCAGAGAAAGUCCAACUCGCAGUUCAAAAGGCGGAAUACAUGACUCGACAUAAUACACGCGCUAUCCUUAAUCUCUGCAUGCCGUAUACAUCACGCGACGAAAUAACAACCGCCGUUGAAUCGUGUGUCCGAAACGCUGACCCUUCAAACCCCAUUCCGGCAACUUUUGCAGGACCGGACCGGGUCCCGGAUCAUGGUAGCCGGUGCCCAAGCAAAACCUUCUCACGACAACUUUAUCUCCAUGACCGUCAUCCUACUCCCCCACUCGACAUCCUCGUAAGAACGAGCGGGGUCAAACGGCUGAGCGAUUUCUUACUGUGGCAGUGUUGUGAAGAUACUCAGAUCCAAAUCUCUUCCACUUUCUGGCCGGACUUCGGCCUCCUUGACUUUGUACCUAUAAUUCUCGACUUCCAACGGAAAGCGUGGGGAAGGCGGAUAUCUCUGUAG